AUGCCUGAAAACCAAACACUUACACAGAAUGCAAAUGCUAUGGAUCAAUACCAAGAUGCGAGUCAUAUGUCUCCAAGGCGUCGCCAUGAGCAACGUCAGCCUUACGACAGCAUAAACCAAGACAGGAAUGAUGGGUGUCUUCAGCAGGUAUACAAUAGUCCAAAAGAUCACCAGUAUUACAGCAAUGAGAUUCCAAUCCAAGGGGGAAGACAUCGCGGCCAAGCCAACCAGAACAGCUAUGAGCCAUAUCAGAAUGGGUCGCCAUCUGUGCGUGGGGGCGAACAAACCUAUGAUAUCCGCGCUCAGGAGCAGGAACGUCAACAACUUGAUCAAUAUCAGCAAAACAGUGGUCAUCAGAGCCGUUCUCGUCGUCCAGAAGAUGGCUAUGGCCGUCAACAGAAGGAUGGCUACAACAAUGAAGGCCAAGGGCGAUUUGAUGCGUCGCAACAGAGUGGUCAUUAUCCUCAAAGCCAAAGCAAUGACCAUUACAAUCAAGCCCCAUAUGGCAAUGGCUAUAAUACCUCUCAAAACCAGCAUUAUGAUCAACAAGGCGGUUAUUAUGGAGGUCAUGGUGGGAAUGAUGUCCAGCAAAAUCCCUACAAUCCUCAGCAACAGUACAGCAACUAUAAUAAUUAUGGACGCAGCAAUGACCCUCACUUUGGACAGGCUCAAGAUAAUACUCAACGCACUUCUUCUAGAUCUGAUACACUUCAGAUGGAGAUGUCGGAAAUGAACCACGGCCUCAACAAGGCAGUUGAGUCUGAAGGACAAGGGAAUGUUAAGAAUGAUCCCGGAGACAAGAACAAAGCAAAGGGGAAAGGCGCUGUCUGCUGCAGCAUUAUGUAG
Messenger RNA from Lobosporangium transversale, 846 nucleotides. RefSeq lists its product as hypothetical. Bases 1 to 846 code for a protein of 281 amino acids. The record is from RefSeq and is a predicted model, not a curated record. The transcript has a single exon. Lineage: Eukaryota; Fungi; Mortierellomycota; Mortierellomycetes; Mortierellales; Mortierellaceae.